AGUCAUUCUUUUUGGUCCACGACGAACCACCAACUCACUACACUCUUUUGUUUAUUAUAGUCACAGCCAAAGAGUCUCUGAACAACGUAGAAAAAGGCCUUUCCCAGUCCGCCCUUAAUUACCACCCUGGGACCCCUUUCCUCCACUCGACGAUUUUAUUAUUUCAACCGUUUUUUAACACAUUAAUCCAAUCAAAAUGAAGGCCUCCAUCUCUCUCGCUGCCCUCACCGCCCUGGCGGCCACCGUCGAGGCUCAGAACUACCUUGGCUUCAACUCCGGUGCCACCAAGGCCGACCGUUCUGCCAAGUUCAAGGCCGACUUCGAGGCCGAGUUCAAGACUGCCCAGGGCCUCGUCGGUGCCCCCGGCGACUUCAACGCUGUCCGCCUCUACACCAACAUCCAGGCCUACUCCACCCAGGACCCCAUUGAGGCUUUCGAGGCUGCCAUUGAGACCAAGACCUACAUCCUUCUCGGUAUCUGGACUUCCGGCACCGACAACAUUGACAAGGAGAUCAACGCCCUGAAGACCGCCGUCACCAAGUACGGCACCAAGCUCACUGACCUCAUCAUCGGUGCCUCCAUCGGUUCCGAGGACCUGUACCGCAACUCCGUCACCGGUGUCAAGAACAAGUCUGGUGUUGGUGCGGACCCCAAGACCCUCGUCGGCUUCAUCGACGACUUCAAGACCGCCUUCAAGGACACCCCUCUGUCCAAGGUCUCCAUCGGCCACGUCGACACCUGGGACGUCUGGGGAAACUCCACCAACAAGCCCGUCCUCGACGCCGUUGACUGGGUCGGUGUUGACGAGUACCCCUACUACGAGAAUGACAAGGGCAACACCAUCGACAACGCUGGCAGCCUCUUCGACAAGGCCUACGAGGCCACCGUCGCCACCGCUGGUGGCAAGCCCGUCUGGGUCACCGAGACCGGCUGGCCUGUCACCGGCGAGACUUGGGAUGAGGCCGUCCCCAGCGCCAAGAACGCCCAGAAGUACUGGCAGGAGGUCGGUUGCCGCAAGCUCUUCAACAAGGUCCCCACCUUCUGGUACAACCUUCGCGACUCCAACCCCGACAACUCCAUGAAGUUCGCCAUCACCAAGGACCUGUCCACCACCCCUCUGUUCAACCUCACCUGUCCCACCACCUUCGACACCCCCUCCAGCACCAAGACCGCCUCUGCCUCCGGCACUGCCACCGCUAAGCCCAGCAGCUCCUCUGGCGCCAGCUCCGGCUCUGGCUCUGGCUCCGGCAACAGCACCAGCGGUGGAUCCGGUUCCGGUUCCGGCUCUGGAAGCGGCUCUGGCAGCGGUUCUAACUCGACCGUCUCCACCGCCUCUCCCUCUGCCACCUCCGGCUCCGGCUCCUCUGGUAGCGGAUCCGGCUCUGGAUCCAGCGCCAGCAGCACGCCCUCUGCGGUUGCUGGCUCUGGUGCUGCCGGCCUUCAGGUCUUCACCACCGGUGCUCUGGCUGUCGUUGCCGGCGCUUUCGCCCUCCUCUACUAAGAGGUUCGAGGAGUAGUGCACUCACUCGUCUUGUGGUCAAAUUUUUCUAGCGCAUUGGCAAGGUGUCUUUUGAUUCCCCCUUCUGGACAUGUGUUUUUUCGGUAUCAUAAUCAUGGAUAGAUUGAGGAUAGACUGAAGGAAAAAAAAUGUGAUUAAUCCAUACAUAAACUCA
Molecule: messenger RNA, 1673 nt
Organism: Colletotrichum godetiae
Lineage: Eukaryota; Fungi; Ascomycota; Sordariomycetes; Glomerellales; Glomerellaceae
Product: glycoside hydrolase superfamily
Exons: 2
Coding region: 197-1501 (434 amino acids)
Biological process (GO): cell wall organization; carbohydrate metabolic process
Cellular component (GO): cell surface; fungal-type cell wall; extracellular region
Molecular function (GO): glucan endo-1,3-beta-D-glucosidase activity
Source: RefSeq, a predicted model, not a curated record